Messenger RNA from Nymphaea colorata (pocket water lily), 3550 nucleotides. Its product is annotated as pentatricopeptide repeat-containing protein At4g02750. Gene Ontology annotation, molecular function: zinc ion binding; RNA binding; protein binding. Gene Ontology annotation, biological process: RNA modification. NCBI's taxonomy places the organism in Eukaryota, Viridiplantae, Streptophyta, Magnoliopsida, Nymphaeales, Nymphaeaceae. Bases 459 to 2753 code for a protein of 764 amino acids. The record is from RefSeq and is a predicted model, not a curated record. The transcript has a single exon.
ACUCAUUUUCCAGGUGCCUGUCUAUCCUACCAACUAUGCUAAGGUUCUCCACGCUAAAAACUUAGCUACCGUUUAUGAAACAAGAUUUGUGAAGUUGUUUGUAUUUGCAAGUUCUUUAGAUUCUCAUAAAGCUUUCUUUCUCCAUAGAAAAACGAAGGCAAAGGGUAAACCUCUUAAAAACGGCGGCCAGUUUAGCGGCCGCUGCCACAAUCCACCUACUGCACCGACCCUGUCGAGCCUCCAUUAGCUCCAUUUCUACUACUGAAAGAAGUGGUAGUUUUCUUUUCUGCACGUCGACGAUCUACGAGAUCGAGAAUGAAAGAAGUUUUUCCUAGCAAAAGUAGGUCGAGCAAGGACCUGGUUGGUUCAUUUACCAGCCGUCGUGCGGCUAAGUGCAGGAGCCCCCAUGAUUUCUAGACAAGGAGAAUAUCUCUCCGUUCUUGUUUCCAGAAUGCAAGAUGGUCGUGGUCGCGACCAGUAGGGCGACAGGGAAGUUGGUAUCCAGGCUGCGUACAGUUUCGAAAUGUGAAGCCGCUACGCCGCCACCGAAGGGUGGCGGAAAGAGGCGGUCGUCACCAACUGUAUCUGAUGAACAGAUCGUGAAAUGGAACAUGGCUAUCAGCAGUCACAUGCGAAGCGGGAAUUGUGAUUCCGCGCGGAAACUGUUCGACGAAAUGCCUAGGAGAAGCACAGUGUCGUGGAACGCCAUGAUAUCGGGCUAUGCUUCGAAUGGCAUGAUAGAGUUGGCGAGGGAGAUGUUUGAGAGGGUUCCUAAGAGGGAUUUAGUCUCCUGGAACGUGAUGAUAGCUGGGCACGUUCGAAACCGGAAUCUAAGAGCUGCGCGUCGGUUGUUUGAUGAAAUGCCCGAAAGAGAUGUUGUGUCCUGGAAUACGCUUGUUUCUGGGUAUACCCAGAACGCGCUUAUGAAUGAAGCGCGAGAAUUAUUUGAGAUGAUGCCGAUUAGAAACUCAAUCUCGUGGAAUGCCAUGCUCACGGGAUAUGUUCAACAUGGCAAAAUCGAUCUGGCGAAAGAAUUUUUUGAGACGAAUUCAGACUGGGAUAUUGUUGCUUGGAAUGCGUUAAUGGGCGGAUAUGUUCAGAAGGGCAGACUAGAAGAGGCACGGGAAUUAUUCGACAGGAUGCCUGAGAGAGAUGCCGUCUCGUGGAAUACGAUGAUCAGUGGUUAUGCACAGAAUGGAAAACUUCCAGAAGCUGAAAAGCUCUUCACCAAUGCUCCAGUUCUGGACGUUGUUAGUUGGACAGCUAUGGUAUCUGCGUAUGUGCAGAAUGGCAGGCUUGUGGAUGCUCAAAAAGUUUUUGAUGAAAUGCCAGAAAGGAAUGAGGUUUCUUGGAAUGCAUUGAUUGCAGGGUAUGCCCAGAGCCGACAAAUGGACAAAGUACAAGAACUUUUCGAGAAAAUGCCUUGCCGUAAUAUUAGCUCUUGGAACACAAUGAUCACCGGUCAUGCCCAGAACGGUAAUGUAGAUCUUGCUCGACAGGUUUUCGAUAGGAUGCCUCAACGGGAUUCUAUAUCGUGGGCCGGAAUGAUAGCUGGGUAUGCACAAAAUGGACGUGGAGAAGAAGCUCUACAGCUGUUUAUUGAAAUGAGACGCAGCGGAGAGCAAAGCAACAGGUCGACUUUCACAUGUUCUCUUAGCACAUGUGCUGAUCUUGCAGCUGUCGAAUGUGGAAAGCAGUUGCACGGUCUCCUUGUGAAGGUUGGCUAUGAGAUGGGGUGCUUUGUGGGAAAUGCGCUUCUUGCCAUGUAUUGCAAAUGUGGGAGCAUAGAUGAAGCAUAUGGUGCAUUUGAAUGUAUGCAAGAAAGAGAUGCUGUUACUUGGAACACCAUGAUUGCCGGAUAUGCAAGACAUGGUUUUGGAUUAGAAGCACUCAAAGUCUUUGAGACUAUGAGGAUGACAAAUACUAAGCCAGACGAUGUCACCAUGAUUGGAGUUUUAUCAGCAUGUAGCCAUGCCGGCUUAGUGGACAUGGGAAUGGAUUACUUUCACACGAUGAAUGCUAAAUAUGAGAUAAAAACAACUCCUCAACACUAUACUUGCGUGAUUGACCUCCUUGGCCGGGCAGGUAGACUGGAAGAGGCCCAAGAGCUGAUGAAAAAUAUGCCUUUUGAGCCAGAUGCGACUAUGUGGGGUGCUUUGCUAGGGGCGAGUAGAAUUCAUGGGGACACUAAGUUAGGUGAGAUUGCUGCUGAGAAAAUUUUUCAGAUGGAACCAGACAAUGCGGGAAUGUAUGUGCUUCUUUCUAAUCUCUAUGCAAUAGAUGGCAGGUGGCGUGAUGUGGACAGAUUGAGGGACAUGAUGAGAGAGAGAGGAGUGAAGAAGGUGCCUGGUUAUAGUUGGAUUGAGAUAAAGGACGAAGUCCACACAUUCUCUGUCGGGGAUACUGCACACCCUGAAAAGGAGAAAAUCUAUGCUUUCUUAGAGGAACUAGAUCUGCAAAUGAAAAAGAAAGGGUAUGUCUCGUCCACGAAGAUGGUAUUGCAUGAUGUUGAAGAGGAAGAAAAGGAACAUAUGCUCAAGUACCAUAGUGAAAAACUUGCGGUUGCUUUUGGGAUUUUGAAUGUGCCUGCGGGAAGACCUGUUAGAGUGAUUAAGAACCUUAGGGUAUGCCAGGACUGCCACAAUGCGAUCAAGUACGUCUCUAAGAUUACAGGGAGGUUGAUUAUACUAAGGGACUCCAAUCGGUUUCAUCAUUUUGAUGGCGGAAAAUGUUCAUGUGGAGAUUAUUGGUAAGGCAUUUUUCUUCAGAGUCUAGCCAUUCAAUAGAUGUUGAAGGUGGAUAUCUUGCAAUUCGCUAAGGCUUGAGAUUGACCCCCAAUGCAAAUUUGCUGGGGUUGAUGGGUCCCCUCCCUUUUAUUCAAUACGGCUUGAGAUUGACCUAUUCAGAGGACUUAUCCUUUUAAGUACUUUAUUGAGCCAUGAAAAGGGUGCUGAAAUAAGGUGAUUUUCGAGCAAUGUUAGCUUUGAUGGAGGCUCAGGUGAUGCUGGUUGAUGUUGAAGCAUUAUCGUAACUUAAAGAAGAGAAAAAAUGUUUCAUUUGGGAAGAGAGGCUUGCCUCUCUAUGGUAGUCCUGGAUAUUCCUUGGCCUUCUUGGGAGGAUGAGAUUGAGGUACUUUUGGAUUUGUGCACUCCGUACUUCUUUUGGCCUUUAGGAUUAUUUCUCACAACUGACGGAGCAAAAGCCCAACAGGAUGUGCAAACUUUGGUCAGGCUUUCGCUGUAGAACACUAAUACAUUUUUAUAAUGAAAGCGUGACGACAAAUAUUGCAUUUUUAACUGCUGAAGAGAUUAUGUGCAAAGUGGCUUCAGCUAAGUCCAUGCAAUAACUUAAAAUUGCUUAUAGCACAGCCGACCAUGUUCAAAUUGAUUGCCUUAUGAAUGAAGGCCAUCCAAUGUAAUCAAACUUUUGCAAGAUUUCUGAAUCGGCUUCCUGUUUGUGUACUCGGAUCCUCGCAAAGGGAUGAGAAAAACAAGCAACAUACCGAUCCCAUUGGCUUCUUUAUCGAUCUGAUACUUCUUGUCAGCUAUUA